CGGCAACACAACAAAACCACACAUCAAUGGCUCUGUUUGUGCGCCCGUCUGCCUUGCGGUCAAGUCUCCCUCGAGACUUGAUCGCCGCCUGUACUAUAUCUCUCAAUUCACGCCACUUCAGUGUGCUCAAUCGCCCGCCGCCAAACUAUCCUGGCCAUGUCCCUCUUACCUUCAUUGAGCGGGCAGGCCUGGCAGUUGGGUCUGCCGUCAUCUCUCUGGCCAAUCCAUACCGGGGUGAUUUAAUAGCGGCUCUAGGAGAAGCAACCGCGACGCCCUACUUCAUCUACCGCCUGCGAGAUGCGAUGCUGGCCUCCCCCACAGGCCGACGGAUCCUUCGAGACCGGCCGCGCAUAACUUCACAGACGCUGUCUAUGACAUACCUCCGAUCCCUCCCCCCAAAUACAGUUGGACGGGUGUAUGCAGACUGGCUGGACCGCGAAGGGGUAUCGCCUGACACGCGGGAAUCGGUCAAGUACAUCGACGACGAGGAGUGCGCAUAUGUAAUGCAGCGAUAUCGCGAGUGCCACGACUUCUUUCAUGCUUUGACUGGCCUGCCUGUAAUGGUGGAGGGGGAGGUUGCGCUCAAGGCUUUUGAAUUCGCAAAUACUUUGCUUCCCAUGACGGGAUUGAGUAUGUUUGCAGUGACGAGGUUGAAGCCGGCCGAGAGGAAGAGGUUCUUCACCAUCUAUGGGCCGUGGGCAAUAAGGAACGGACUGGGGGCACAAGAGGUAAUCAACGUAUAUUGGGAGGAACAGCUGGAGAGGGAUGUGGAAGAUCUUAGAGCGGAGCUGGGUAUUGAGAAGCCUGUGGAUUUGAGGGAUAUCAGGAAGAGAGAAAGAGCAAGGAAAAAGGCGGAAAAAGAGGCAAAGGAAAGGUCUGGUGACAGUCUGGGUGUGAACUAAAUUCAGGGAACAUGAAGGUUUCUGGUCCAGUAUAGAAUGAUACUCCGUUGUUAAUUUCAGCACGCCGAAUACUGUGAUAGUUGGGUCCCUCCCCUAACGCCCUGCUCAUGCCAUGUCACAAGUCAAACAGAUCGUCAUCCUCGUCGUCCCAGCCUCCCUUCCUUCUACUAACCACAAUCUUCUCUUCCUCUUUCUUCUCGGCCACCGCAUUCAGCAGCUCCUUUAAUUGCUCCUCUGUCACCUUCUGCCUUAGCUGUCCCGACCUCGCCAGCAUGAUCAGUCUAUUCUCCACGUCCACCGCGCGCGAUUC
Amorphotheca resinae ATCC 22711 is the source of this 1212-nucleotide messenger RNA. RefSeq lists its product as hypothetical. The transcript is spliced from 2 exons. The coding region runs from base 27 to 902 and encodes 291 amino acids. Gene Ontology annotation, cellular component: mitochondrion; mitochondrial inner membrane. Gene Ontology annotation, biological process: ubiquinone biosynthetic process. Lineage: Eukaryota; Fungi; Ascomycota; Leotiomycetes; Helotiales; Amorphothecaceae. The record is from RefSeq and is a predicted model, not a curated record.